ACGAACACCGGACGGAGACACUUUAUAAGUGGAUUUAUCAACACUACACCGACGAAAGACCAGCCGAUUGAAAGUUAAAGACGACGAAAAAGAAUAAUUUUAUGUAACUUUGUUGUUGUUUCUGGUAUCAGUCAACCAUCAAUAUUUCUUCGAGAACAAUGUUUCAUGACAAAUAAUAACCGAGAACGAGGUUAUAGGCAAUUUAGCUUGCAACUGAAUACAUUUUAGGGAUGAUCCAAAUUUUCAUCAUCAUCGGUCCAAUCAUUUGCUAAUUCUCGCAAUUACGUACUGAUGAUAUGAUACUGUAAUCCACUUGUCACAUCAAAAUGGAGUGCGAGGAAGGAGUGAUGAAGGAGGGGGAGAAUGGUGAUAACAAACUGUCAGAUUGUGAUGGAAUAACAGAAACGAUUUCGAAAAAGGAGAAUAAUAUGGAGGAGAGUGAAAAGCAGUGUAAGGGACAUGAUAAUGGGGUGGAGCCAAUGGAAUAUGCUAAAACACCUUUGGAGGCUGGUGAAAUGAAUGAAGAUAAAAAACCCAAGGAAUCUUCGAAAUUAAAGUCUCCAGGGCAAUGGGAAGAGUCUCUGGAGGAUAGUCCCAACGAAGUAGAGAUUGUGGCGUCCAACAGCAGCCCAAGUGAUUGUAAAAGUUCUCCGGAUGGUGAGAAUAACCAUGAGAGCUCUGACAACGAUUCUGAUAAAGUUGAGAAACCCCAGGGGAGCUCGGAUACCUCAGGAAUCGUUGACAGCAGUCAGCCCAGCUGCUCCACUUCGAAGUUCUAUAAAUUGAAGUCGAAGGUUAAAAAACGUCACUACAGGAAGAAAUCUAGUGGUGCUGAAGAUGUUAAGUCGAAGGAGAAGAAACCAAGGGAGAAUAAUGAAGAGUCCAAUCCGAGCUCUCCUACAGAGCAUGAGAGGACGAGGAGGAGCUCGGAGGAGCAGAGGGACGAGAGAAUUCAAUCUUCGAGUGAUGAGGAGAGUUCUAAUUCUAAUAGUGAUAAUGAGGGAGGGGAUUCCAGUGAGUGGACCACUGCGAGUGAAGAUGAACUGAAUGGAGGGGUUCCCAGGGUGUUGCAGAAAGAUCCACCAAAACCGAGGAUGUUUAUCGUUCCGGAGGUCAUAAAUCGACAGAUUGGCAAUACUAAGCUGUUUGAGAGGAAAUUUUAUGGAUCUCUGCAUGUCGUACAGCGGCUGGAAUUGAUGCAGAAAAUGGAGGAACAUGAAGGCUGUGUGAACGCAUUGAACUUUAAUCGCGAAGGUAAUUUGUUGGCCAGUGCCUCAGAUGAUUUACGAGUGGUAAUUUGGGACUGGGCGAUUGGUAAAAAGCGUCAUACAUUUGAAACUGGGCACAAAAGCAACGUCUUCGAGUCCAAGUGGCUUCCACUCGACUUCGAGAACUACGUAGCAACGUGUGCUCGUGAUGGUCAGGUUCGUCUUCUCGACAUCUGCACUGGGGCUCAUCGUAAAUUGGCGUCUCACCAUGGCGCUGCUCGACGACUGGGCAUCCACGCAGAUCAUCCCCACACAAUUCUCUCAGUUGGAGAUGAUGCAAAGGUUUUGUGCAUCGAUAUUCGAGGAGGAAAACCAACGAAGAUGCUGACAGUCAAAGAAGGACGAUCUGACAUGCAUCUUUAUAGCAUCCACAUCAAUCCUCGCAAUAGUAACGAAUUCUGUGUUGGUGGGCGUUCCCAGGCUGUUAAAAUCUAUGACAGACGAAAAUUAUCGAUGCCUUUGCAGAGACUCUGUCCUGAGAAUUUGUCUGAUAACACAUGUGCUCAUGUUACCUGUGCCAUGUACAAUUAUAAUGGAACUGAGAUCAUCGCGUCGUACAAUGAUGAUGAUAUUUAUCUUUUUGAUGCUGUGGUACUCCAUCCCUCUGGAGAUUUUGCUCAUAGAUACGAGGGGCAUCGUAACAAUGCUACCGUCAAGAGUGUCAAUUUCUUUGGGCCAAAAAGCGAGUUUAUCGUAUCAGGAUCGGACUGUGGAAAUAUAUUUUUCUGGGAUAAAAAUACUGAAGCUAUUGUGCAGUGGUUCCCUGGAGAUGAACAGGGAGUUGUAAAUCGCCUAGAAUCACAUCCAAAUGUACCAAUUUUAGCUACUAGUGGGUUGGAUCAUGACGUAAAGAUAUGGAUUCCUUCCUGCGAGCAGGCUCCACAAAUGAAUAAAUUAGAAGACUGUGUCAAAACUAAUUUAAGGAAUAGAGCAGAUGAUAUUACUAGGGAGCCAGAUGCCUUUGAUGGACAAAUGCUCAUGGUGUUUUUGCAACAUAUUCGUCAACACGAAGGCUUCAGUGUGAGGAAUAUUGUUGAUGGCCUCUUAUCAACAAGAUCAAGAUUCAUGAUGAGACCCUACGACGAUAACUCAGAUUCAUCGAGCGAGACUGGCUCAGUCCAUAGCGACAGUCCCUCCGAAGGAGCCAAUGAAGGACCGCAGUGUGCUCCGUCCUAAAUCAUACUCAUGCCUCCCACAGCCUCUCGCCCGUCUUCAAUAUUAGAGGAAAUUAAUUUAUACAGUUUCGAUAGUCUCUAAGGGGAGGUACUAUCGAAACUUAUCAAAGAGAGCAAAAAAAAAUUCUCAAAAGAUCAUUUCUGUCAUGAAGUGGUAAAAGCAGAUAAGGGCAGAAUCUACUCGCAUAUAAGCUUUGUAAAUAUCGUUAGAAUCAAAGGAUUUACGAAAAUUUAUGGUAUAUUCUAACAUGGACACAGCAUUUUUUUAAAAGAAUUAAUUUUGUAUAAUAACUGAUUACAUUAAGUCUCUUCAUUUUUUCACACCUGCGAUGUUUUGCAUUAAGACUAUAUUCUCAGAAAUUUCAAUUUUCACCUUCUAAUUAAUUAAAAUUCUACGCAAUUGUAAUGUACCGUUUCAAUUAUACAUUAUUUAAUUAAUUGCGCGCAAUUUUACAUUUAUAAUUCAAGUAUGUGCAAUUCGAGAACAACAAAAUCCAUAAAACUCAGCUGUGGAUUAAGUGUAUCCUUUUUUUUUCAAUUUCAGAUACUCAAAUAAUUCUUGAAAAUGCUCUAUCGGUCUUAAAGUAUGCCAAAUUUAUUAGAAAAGAUUUUUCCAGGGGGAUCUUAUAAGCUGCAAAAAAGAAUUUCUACUAUUUUUAUCUUGCUUUAUUUUUUCAAUAAAAUUCUUUUCGAGUAAUCACCGUGGAAUUUUUGUAGUAUGUUCUUAGACAAAACAAAUUCAGGUCAAUUAUUUGGCAAAUCUCUUCGGAAGAAAGAAACUGAGGAGAACUUAUCAAUAGGCUAUUCUCUGGGAAAUUCCAAAAUAUGAAGAAUUCUAAUGAAUUUUCUAAAAAUUCUUCUUUCCCACGAUAUCUAUAGUCAUGUAAAUUUUCGUGAGGAAUUCUUCGUUUGUCUCUUCUUACCACUUCACUAAGACUUAGUCAUUGAUUCAUAUCUCUAAAAUAUUUUCUACUGCAUUCGAAAUAGUAGUUCUACAUGUCAGAGUGUAAAAAGAGCCACUGGCUUGAAGAAUGUACAGUAUUAGUAUGUAGGAGUCUAGUAUUUAUCCAAAUGUAAAGAAUGAAGAGGAAAACAUAUUCUCUUUAUUACUCCACCGCGUAAUCCUCUCGCAUCUGUAAUUCUAGACUUUACCAAAUCGCGGUGCAAUGGGCACAUUGAUUUUCAUCGACAUAAUACUGGCAUACAGGUUCCAUCGUGCUGAUGAAUACUGAUGUACGGAGGAUGUUGCGUUGAAGAGUUUCGUCAUCUCUAUCCAUUUGCGAUAAAAAGGUAUCAUGUCUUUAAUGAUUAAAUAUCUCAUCUAAUAUUUUUUUCGUCAGAAACUGUUUGUUGUAAUUUUAGAUUUAUUGGUAAAUAAAGGGUUGUUUUCAGUAAA
This is a messenger RNA of Diachasma alloeum, 3839 nucleotides long. RefSeq names its product DDB1- and CUL4-associated factor 8. Gene Ontology annotation, molecular function: protein binding. The coding region runs from base 327 to 2444 and encodes 705 amino acids. The transcript is spliced from 6 exons. The record is from RefSeq and is a predicted model, not a curated record. Gene Ontology annotation, cellular component: cytoplasm; Cul4-RING E3 ubiquitin ligase complex. NCBI's taxonomy places the organism in Eukaryota, Metazoa, Arthropoda, Insecta, Hymenoptera, Braconidae.